CUUUUUCCAUACUUCAAACACAUAGUGUGUAUCAUAUCGUAGGGUAUCGUGCCUUUUGGAGCUGGUAAUUUAUAAGUGCACAGAUUUUUUGAGUGGCUUCGAGAAUUUAACCAUGGCUUCCAUUAAUUCGGAUUUCCAAAGAUUGUCCGAAGAAGAACAACUGGAAAUCAGGGAGCGUUUUAGUACAAUAGACAAAAACGGCGACGGCCAUAUCGACCUCAAAGAGCUUCGGGAGGCAUUGGAGGCUUGCGGACUGAAGAUAGCCGGUUACCAAUCGCGUCUCAUCGAAGAGGAAUUCAAAAAUUCGAAAAAGACUAAAAUAAACGGCAGAUUGACUUAUGAAGAAUUCGAAAAGCUUAUCUGUGAUCUAAGAGCGAACGAUGUCGCGAAUACUUUUCGAACCGCCGUUUCAAAGCGGGAGAAUUUGCAACACUUGGGCGGUACCUCCCACGCGUCUAAUGACGGUACGACGCAUUCGGUGCGUCUAGAGGAACAGCUGGCUUUCUCGGAUUGGAUCAACUCGAAUUUGCAGCACGAUCCGGAUUUAAAAAAACUGCUGCCGAUUGAUCCCGAAGGGAAAUACCUUUAUGAGAAAGUCAAAGACGGUAUAUUGCUAUGCAAAAUUAUAAACCAUUCGUGCCCGGACACCAUUGACGAGCGAGUUAUAAACAAGGAAAAGUUGACGUUGUACACAAAACUCGAGAAUUUGACAUUGGCUUUGAAUUCCGCAUCGGGAAUCGGUUGCAACGUCAUCAACAUUGACGCACAUAGUUUAUCCAAGGGCACGCCGCAUUUGGUGCUGGGAUUGCUAUGGCAGAUCAUUAGGAUCGGAUUGUUCAAUCAAAUCACCUUGGAACAUUGCCCCGGGCUAACCACAUUACUGUCGCAAGACGAAAAAAUUGACGACCUUAUGAAAUUAUCACCCGAAGCCAUAUUGCUAAGAUGGGUGAACUACCAUCUGGAACGUGCCGGCACGCACAGACGUGUUACAAAUUUCCAGAGCGACAUUACCGAUUCAGAAGUUUAUACGUAUCUGAUUAAGCAGAUAGCACCAAUAGAAGCAGAAGUCAAUAUGGACGCGUUAACGGAGAAAGAUUUACACAAUAGGGCAGAGAUCAUGUUGCAACAGGCUGCCAAAUUGAAAUGUAGAUCGUUCGUCACGCCCCAAGAUGUUGUUAAUGGCGUCUAUAAACUUAAUUUGGCUUUUGUCGCCAAUCUUUUCAACAAUCAUCCGGGGUUACACCAAGCUAAUGGCGCUAUCGACGGUUACGAGACUAUUGAAGAAACUCGGGAAGAAAGAACUUAUCGAAAUUGGAUAAAUUCAAUGGGUGUAUCUCCACAUGUCAAUUGGUUGUAUUCCGACUUAGCCGACGGGCUAGUAGUAUUCCAAUUAUACGACAUUAUCAAGCCGGGGAUAGUAGACUGGGGUAGAGUUCACCGCCGAUUCACAAACGAACGGAAAAAGUUCAUGGAAAAGCUGGAAAAUUGCAACUACGCCGUUGAACUCGGCAGACAGAUAAAAUUCUCUUUAGUCGGAAUAGGCGGACAGGAUAUCAACGAGGGCAACGUUACUUUAACCUUAGCCCUCAUUUGGCAGUUGAUGAGAGCGUAUACGUUGUCGAUCCUGUCUCAGUUACACGAAUCUGGAAGCCCUAUCGUUGAAAAGGAAAUCGUCAAUUGGGUUAAUAGCAAAUUGGCUUCCGCAGGCAAAAAGUCUUCCAUUCGCAGCUUCCAAGAUCCCACUAUUGCCGACGCUAAGGUAGUGAUCGAUCUCAUCGAUUCCAUUAGGCCCGGAGCCAUUAACUAUGAUCUAGUUAGGACUGGAGGCACCGAUGAGGAUAACUUGGCGAAUGCAAAAUACGCGAUAUCGAUGUCACGUAAAGCAGGGGCAAGGGUGUAUGCCCUACCGGAAGACAUAACGGAGGUGAAACCGAAAAUGAUAAUGACAGUAUUCGCAUGUUUGAUGGCACUAGAUUAUAUACCUAACAUGGACAGUUCUCGGCAACAGUAACUUUUGGCUGAUAAUUUAUUGUUUAUUUUUAAUUUUUCAUUAUAUUUUAUAUACUAAAUAUUAGGUAUUUAUGUUAUAAUAUUAUAACAUUCCAAAUUUACGAAUUUGUUACUAGUCUGUGAGAGAGAAAGCAUUUAAUUCAAAAUUACGACAUUCCUUUUUUUGGAUUAUGGUGCAAUAAGGUUUUAACGUUACAUUACACGAAUCGGGGCUGUUAAACAAUGACAUAUUUCGAGUUUGUACAAAUGAAUUACUGAGUUAAUUUUUUUUAAUUAAAAGCGGUAACUUAUUUUUAUAUACAUUUUAUUUCAUUUUAUAAUUAAUUAUUGGCUCUGCAAUACCAAACCAAGUGCCAUUUACAUCGUAAGUAUAAUCUAAUGAGAUGUAUAAAAUAGUAUUACUUUGUAAACUUAAAAUAUUAAUACUUUUUGUGUAAAUUUAUAACUUUUUCAAGUACACUGGUCAUUUGCUUUAUUAAAUGAAAAAGUAUA
Cylas formicarius (sweet potato weevil) is the source of this 2502-nucleotide messenger RNA. It is a transcript of the gene Fim, whose product is annotated as plastin-2. Gene Ontology annotation, molecular function: actin filament binding; calcium ion binding. Gene Ontology annotation, cellular component: actin filament; actin filament bundle; cytoplasm. Gene Ontology annotation, biological process: actin filament network formation; actin filament bundle assembly. Lineage: Eukaryota; Metazoa; Arthropoda; Insecta; Coleoptera; Brentidae. The transcript is spliced from 5 exons. Bases 113 to 2011 code for a protein of 632 amino acids. The record is from RefSeq and is a predicted model, not a curated record.